UAUCUCCCCUUUUGGAAGACUCCAUUUCAUAGAGUCACAAAUAUGGCAAACAAGAAGAACAUAGAAAAAGCUCCAUAUAUUACGAAGAGUGAUGCUAAAGAUCCACUACUCCAACUUCGAAAAGUCGAUGAAGGUUCUUUCAAGAUUGUGGUCUUGAGCAGCUUCAUCAUUGUUACUGGAUCUUAUGCUUUUGGAACAUGUAUAGGAUUUACAGCACCUGUACAAGAAGCUAUAUUGAGAGAUCUUGACUUAUCUAUAGCACAGUUUUCGUUCUUUGGUUCUAUACUAAGUGUUGGAGCAACAAUUGGAGCAAUCACAAGUGGCCAUGUUAGCGAUUACUUUGGCCGAAAAAGGGCGAUGCGGAUCUCUUGCCUUAUUACUCUUAUAGGAUGGAGUGCAAUAUACUUCUCAAAGGGAUCGACUUCACUAGAUGUAGGAAGGUUACUCACUGGUUUGGGCAUUGGGGUCUUCUCCUAUGUGGUGCCAGUUUAUAUAUCUGAGAUUGCACCUACUAGCAUUCGAGGUGGGCUCAUUGCUCUAAACCAGUUGAUGAUUGUUCUUGGGAUAUCAUGCACCAUGCUGUUAGGAAUAGUUGCUACAUGGAGGCAACUUGCUCUUCAUGGCAUUUUACCUUGUGUUGUUAUGCUUUUCGGGCUUUUGAUAAUCCCAGAGUCUCCAAGAUGGCUUGCAAAAGUAGGGAAAAAGGAUGCUUGUGAAAAAUCUUUAAGACGACUUCGUGGAGAGGAUGCUGAUAUAUCACAUGAAGUUGCUGAAGUUCAAGAAAGUCUAGAAAUUGUGGAACAUCUUCCAAAAGUUGGGAUUCUAGAUUUGUUUCAAAGGAGAUAUAUACCUUCAUUGACUGUUACAGUUGGGCUUAUGGCAUUUCAACAAUGUGGAGGAGUGAAUGGUAUUGGAUUUUAUACGAGUGAAAUAUUUCUUGCAGCAGGGAACUCUUCAGCAAAGCUUGGACUUGCACUCUAUGCCUUCAUUCAGAUUCCAAUAAAUAUUAUGACAUCAAUUUUAAUAGAUAAAACAGGAAGGAAGCCUCUCAUAUUAUUUGCAACAUUAGGCACCACAUUGGCAUGCCUUCUAAUCGGAAUAUGCUUUUUACUUAAGGGCUAUGGAUUGCUACUAGAAUGGGUUCCAUCUCUUGUGGUACUUGGAGUAGUGUGUUUUAUAAGCUCAUUUUCAUCUGGUUACGGAGCAAUUCCUUGGGUCAUGAUGUCAGAGGUGGGUUGAAGCCCCUAAGUUCAUGGAGAUUUGACUCGACGACAUCAAACACAUAGUUCUUCGUGAAGGAGUGGUAGAGUCUAAUUAUAAGAUGCCUCAUGUAUAAAGUAUUCCAAAAGUUGAAAAGAUUGAAGUUGCAGUUGAAUAAACUCGAUCAAUUAGGCUUCUUUGAUGUUCAAGCACAGACAACAGAGAAUCUGAAUCACCUGCUUGCUGCUCAAGAGUUGCCUCAUCAACACCUGAAGAAACAUGCUCAUUCUGAUGCUGAAAGAGUAGCUGCCAGGGAGUAUAGAAGGGCUCCGGAUACCAACCUACGGUUAUGGAGGUAGAAGGCUAAGGAGAAAUGGAUUAAACUUGGCGAUGACAACACCUAGCUUUUUCAUCAGGCUAUACAGGGAAGAACCAAUAAUAAAGUUCUUGCCAUCUAGAAAGGACAAGUAACUUGGGUGAUUGAAACUUAACAUGUUCAUGAUACAUUUAGAAGCUUCUACUAGGGGCUGCUGGGAGAGAAGUUGGAUGGAAAAUGUGUUGUGACGACUAAAAUCAUUGACGAGGGAAAGGUGUUAGAUAAUCUAAUGGAUUGUUCUUUUACAACAAGAGAGCUCUUAUGUCUAUUUCCAAUAAGAAAAGUUCCUAGGUUCUAUGAGUAUAAUAGCUUGUUUUGGGAUAUUAUUAUGGAGAGUUUACAGCUGCUGUUUUGGUAUAUUUCCAUACAGCGAAGUUACUAAAGCCUGUGAAUGUUACUUCAACAACACUCAUACCUACAAUCAAAAAUCCUACACAUGUUAGUGUUUUCGGACCAAUAUAUCGCUGUUAUGUAAAAAAUUAUAGUUAGUCUUGUCUGAUGGUGUCACAAGUUUAGGGAGCUUUUGUCUCUAACUAAAGCAUAUUGCAUAAUAUUUUGUUAUGUCAAUGUUAGAUAAUGUAAAUUGAAAGAAUUAUAUUCCUUGAAUAAUAAUGAAUUACAAACUAAGUAUAUAUACUAGGAUUAUAGGCUCAGAUUACAAGCCAUGAUUUUAGGAAACUAACUAAGGAAAUUAACUAUUAACAUAAUUAAUUGAUUUACAUUAUCUAACACACCCCCGCAGUCGAAACGGGAGGAGGACGAACGCUGAGACUGUCCCUAAAAUCUUCAAAGAGAAUCAACGGAAGACCUUUAGUAUAAAUAUCUGCAAUUUGAUACCCAGAGGGAACAUGUAACACGCGAACUUCACCACGUGCUACCUUUUCAGGAACAAAGUGAAUAUCCAUUUCAACAUGUUUGGUACGUUGAUGUUGCACGGGAUUUCCAGACAGAUAUAUCGCAUUGACAUUAUCACAAUACACCAGUGUGGCCUUCUUGAUAGGACAAUAAUGAAGCUCAAGAAGUAAGUUCCGUAGCUAAAACGAUUCCGAAACUACAUUAGCCACCCCGUGUACUCUGACUUGGCGCUCGAACGAGAAAGAGUAGCCUGUCGUUUGGAAGAACAAGAGAGUAAAUUAUCACCCAAAAACACACAAUAUCCAGAAGUAAAGUGUCUCGUAUCUGGAUAACCACCCCAAUCAGCAUCAGUAUAUGAAAGAAGAGUGGAUAUGGAGGAUGGAUAAAGAUGAAGGCCAUGAUCCAGAGUCCCCUUAACAUAGCGAACGACACAUUUCAGAGCAUGCAUAUGUUCCUCCGCUGGUGCAUGAAUAAACAAAUUUGUUGCACUGCAUAUGAGAUAUCUGGGCGAGUGAAAGUCAAAUACUGCAAAGCACCAGCAAGACUCCAAGAAAGAAAAGGAUCGGGACUAGCAACUGCAGAGUGAGUACUGAACUUCGGUUUUGUAUCAACUGGAGUGGGAGAUGGCUUACACGCAGACAUGCCCGCACGCGCAAUAAUCUCCUCAGCGUACUUGCGCUGGGAUAAGAAAAUACCACCUGCAUGACGAGCAACAACAAUACCCAAGAAAUAAUGCAAAGGACCUAAAUCCUUCAUGGCAAACUCAGAGCCAAGCAGAGGCAUAAGAGAUUUCCGGAGGGCAGUACAGGAAGCAGUCAAGAUGAUAUCAUCAACGUAAAGUAGAAGAUAAGCUAUGUCAGUGCCUCUACGAUAAAUGAACAAGAAAUUAUCGGACUUGCUAUUAGUGAACCCAAUUCGAGAAACAAAGUCAGCAAACCGGUGAUACCAUGCCCUGAGUGCCUGUUUGAGUCCAUACAAUGAUUUCUUGAGCAAACAUACAUGAUUUGGAAACUGAGGAUCCCUGUAGCCCAAAGGCUGAUGCAUAUAAACUGUCGCAUUUAGUUGACCAUGUAAGAAAACAUUUUUCACAUCCAGUUGAUGCGGAUCCCACCCUUUGGACAAAGCCAGACUAAGAACUAUACGAAUAGUCACUGGCUUGACCACAGGACUAAAAGUCUCACCACAAUCGAUGCCCACCUGUUGAGUUAUACCAUCACCUACAAGGCGAGCCUUAUACCUCUCAAAAGAACCGUCAUCAUUAUCUUUAUGAGCAAAAAUCCACAUAGACCGAAUAAUAUUAGUAUCAGACAGACGGGGCACCAACUUCCACGUCUUAUUUUUAAUAAGAGCAUUAAAUUAAUCAUCCAUAGCCAUUUUCUAAUUUGGGUCAGGGACAGCAGACACAGGGUGUU
Beta vulgaris subsp. vulgaris (sugar beet) is the source of this 3843-nucleotide messenger RNA. Its product is annotated as sugar transporter ERD6-like 16. Gene Ontology annotation, cellular component: membrane. Gene Ontology annotation, molecular function: sugar transmembrane transporter activity. The record is from RefSeq and is a predicted model, not a curated record. Gene Ontology annotation, biological process: transmembrane transport; carbohydrate transport. Lineage: Eukaryota; Viridiplantae; Streptophyta; Magnoliopsida; Caryophyllales; Amaranthaceae. The transcript is spliced from 17 exons. The coding region runs from base 43 to 1239 and encodes 398 amino acids.